AUGCUAUCCCCAUUACAGGUGUGUUCUCGCUGUGUUAGAUGCAAGAGUUGUGGUGCUACCACUCCAGGCUCAGACCCUAAGGCUCAGUGGAUGCAUGGUUUCUCACACUGUCAAGAAUGUGGAAAGCUCUUUGAGAAAGGUAACUACUGCCCAGUCUGUAAGAAGUGCUAUGAAGACGAUGACUUUGAGUCUAAGAUGGUGCAAUGUGCAGACUGUAAUAGAUGGGUCCAUGCUAAGUGUGAGAACCUCUCAGACGACCAGUACCGCAUCCUGACAGAGUUGCCCGACUCGGUCCCUUACCGGUGCCCACCCUGCGCCAAAAACAAACCAACACCAUGGAAGGGAGAGGUAGAUGAAGAGCUCCAGGCUGGCUUCAUGAAUGUCCUCAAUGCUCUCUACUCCUGCAAGAAUGCCGGUCAUCUCAUCUGGCCAAACAGGAGGUUCAAGUACAUGAGGAAAGUCCAUAAUGGCGAUUCCAGCCGGUCAUCCAACGGUCCUGAGUCUAGAGAGAGUUCAUCAUCUCCAGCUCUAAGCGAGGCCUCCUCUCUGGAGAGAGAAACACCAACACCAGACAGGGGCUUGGAGGCGGGCGGAGACGGACAGGAUGACGUUGAGGAGACGUACUCCUUCAGGAGAGGAAGGACAGUGAGGAGAGUUCUGAGAAGAAGACGGCAGCAGAGGAACGCCGGUAAUGCUGAUGGAGCAGGGAAAGGAGACGAGGAUGGUGGCAUGAGGAGCAAAGAUUCCGGAAGGGAGGAUGUAGAUGUUGAGGAGGUUGGUAGAACGUUAAUAGACGGAGAUGGAUCAAGGAGUGACAAUGCUGAAAGUGAUGUUGUCAUGGUGGAUGGAGAUGAUGAUGCAAGAUCCUCUGGAUUAAUUCAUCCUGUCUUUGACAGAGAUGCAGAGAGAACAGAUGGUGAUGUUCAAAAGACAUCAUCAACAGAACCAUUUGUUGCAGAUGCUGAUAAAACUGAAUUAAAUGUAUCUGAUGAUGAUAGAGUAAUUGCAGUUGAUGAUGAGGAAGAUGAUGCAUUGAGGACUAAGAAAGAGGAACAAAAACCAGAGGAUGGACCCAUUUCUUUCAGUACUACAGCCAAAGGGGACGUUGCGUCCUCCGUAGAAUCAAUACCAAUAGACACAUCUCAAGAGAACAUCUCCUCUGAAAGUCAUGUGCCAAAGGAUGAUAACAAUGCAGAAAGGACUUCACAUCGUGUUUCUAUGUCUUCCGAGGAUAUUGCUAUGACAAGUGCAGAUGACUUGGAACCUCCUGUUGUGGAAUCAUCUCCUGCCCCUGUUGUAGAAGACCAGAAGCAUGAAUCGCAAAUGGUAGUCGAAAGCAAAGACAGAACUGAAGUGGUUUCUAGUGAAUCUAAAUGUACAGACAACUCCAGUUUGGCUGACUCUCAAGGCGUUGAUCACCAAGAUGGUUCAGGAGGAUCUCUUGGUGACUCGAAGAUGGACACCUCAAAUCUUGCUAGUGAUGGUGAGACUUCAGCUGCCGAAGAAGUAGACAUUGACAUAAAGAGCACCGAUGUCAAAGGGAAAAAGAUGGAGGUGGACGAUGUUGAUGAUAGCGGUAGAAGAUCCUCCGUUGAGGAAAGAACUAGUAGGGAUACCAAUACACCUCUCCCAGAGGAUGCCUCUGGAAGCCUUGUGGAUACUGCAACGGUUGCUCCUGAUGAUGCGGCGUCUCCAAAGCUUGAGAAGGAAGAAGCAGAGACUGUCUCUGAGUCAGAGACCAAGGUCAGCAUCGUUUCUCCUGAAGCUGUUCCAGACGUGGACCCUAACAUUCCAGAUGCAGUCUUGGAGGUUACGACAUCAACGCAGCCUGAGCAGGAUGCUUCUAAGACACCCGCCAAGGUAGUCACCAUUGAGAUAGGCAAGAAGGAAGAAGAGGAGAAGAAGGAGGAGGAAAUCAAGCCAACAAGUUUCCAGUUUGUUAAAGCCAAGAUGAUGGCAGGCUACUACAAGUCAGUGGAGAAAUUCACUAAGGAUUGUGUGACCAUCUUCCAAGCCUCUUUCAAUCAAGAAACGAGCCUGAUUCCUGGACUCUCCAAGUCCAACGUGAUAGCCAAGGGUGCAUUCUUCAAGAUCAUGAUCCAAAUGUUCCCGUGGUUCAACAUUGAAGACACGCGGCUCUGGAACGGCGAGGAGAGGUUUGAGGAGAAUGGUGUGCUACAGGUAGCAGUCGAGCCUCCUCACAAGGAUCAUGAAUACGCUCAAUGGAGAUACAGAGCCUUGAUGCCUGCAAUCACUGCUCAACCUUCACCUUUCAAGAAGCUACCGACUCCUAGGAGAAGACAUUCCAUAAUUGGUGGUAACCGGUGUUCUGAGGAUGACUCUCAUCUUACAGCUUUGGAUGAUGUCUCUGACCCUAGACGAUGCUGCCUCUGUGGGGUGAUGGGGGAUGAUGAUCCAAACAAUGCAGGACGUCUGCUCUACUGUGGACAGGAUGAAUGGAUCCACAUAAACUGUGCCUUAUGGUCAGCUGAGGUGUUUGAAGAGGUCGAUGGUUCUCUGAUCAAUGUCCAUGCAGCCAUCUCGAGAGGGAGAAUGAUGAGGUGUGAAGUGUGUAAUAACUUGGGUGCGACCGUUGGUUGCUGCAGCAGGGGCUGUCCAGCUAACUUCCACUUCAUGUGCGCCCGCUCCAGGAACGCCAUGUUCCAAGAAGACAAGAAGGUCUACUGCUUCCAGCAUACAGACAAGGUCGACAAAGCUAUCAUGGGUUCUGACCUGUUCGGUGUCCUUCGGCGCGUGUGUGUCAGUCUGGACAACAUGAAACCAAACAGGACAUUCUCCCAGGGCCUGGAAGCUAAGAACAUCAAUGUGAUGAUUGGUUCCUGGUCUCUAGAGUCUCUAGGCCACUUAGGGUUCCUCUCGGACACUGAGAAUGGAAUCUUCCCUUUGGAUUUCGCAUGUUCACGGGUGUACUGGAGUACCGUGGAUCCUUGCAGGCGUUGCAUCUACACCAUGCGCAUCAUAGAGGUCAAUCCUUUGACCUCACCUACGCUCCCUCAGGAAAUCAACCACACCACCGAGCACAGCCCAGGCAGCUAUCCUUUCAGCAGGAAACCGACCGUCCAGGAUGAUGACGAUACCGAUAUCCUCGCAGAUGCUCUCAUGGAGGCUACCAAGGAGAGUAACGAGGCUGCGAUGGCUCUCGAUCAGGUAGCGGCCCUCCUGGCAGGGUCGCAGACAGUCAGCGAGAUCCAGAAUGCUGCGGAUAUCCUGGCUGCGACGUCAUCACUGUUUGAGAUGGAUGAUGGUGUCCUGGACUCCUUGAACCUUGAUGCUAAUCUGAAUCCUUGUCUGGAUGGUGACGGUAUUAUGGACAUGAUGGCUGAUCUGGACAACCUUGAUGGCCUGAACUCUGAUGCUGCUCUUGGCGAUUUCUCUGAGAGUGGCGAGAAGUUCUUACAAUCUGAUAAACCUGUCUCUCUGCCUUCAGCCAAUCCUACAAAUUUGGACACGGAUGAUAUUGUUUCAGCUGUGUCAAAAGAAGUGCAGGAAGAAACCAGUACUCCUCAGACAGAUUCUGCAGUAACUUUGUUUAUGGAUGAUAGUGUCAAGGAAAUGGAAGAAAAACCAGAUAGUCCUGCUGGUAUGAUGGAAACAGAGGAAAAACAUGCAAAAGUUGCGGUCAAUGAUGAAGCAGAAAUUGAAACAGACAUUGCUGAAUGUUCAUCCAACAUCAGACCAGAUUCCCCCUUGACAAGCCCUAAAAAGGGGCCAUAUGUGAAGUUGGUGGACAUCAAAGACAAGCAGUUGGCCUCUGUAGUGACAUCAGAUUCAGCAGAAGCUUCUGACGUGGCAGAUGCAUCCGACACCUCCAUGCCUCUUCAUGAUGACCCUGAAGUAACACAACCAGAUUCUCCCUUGAUUAGCCCAAAGAAGGUGCCCAUGUUGAAAUUGGUGAAGCUGGCCUUGGACCAACAUGAAAAGUCUUAUCCAGAGUCUGAGGAUGACUCCUCUGAGGCAGCCUCAGACACACAUAGGAACACAACACCACAUUCUGGCUGUAGAGAGUUUUUGGACAAUCCUCAGACUUCUUGUAUGCUUUCAACAAAUGUAUCUCCUUUGCCCAAUCAGCCAGAUAUUGAGUCUGCAAUGAGCCAGCCUUUAUCACUCCCCUCAGUCUCUAUCAGUCCAAGUGAGAAAGAGUCUUCUCCAAGGUUGCCAUCAAAGGAUAAAAGUUCUGAGGUCACGGCUACAUGUGAGGCAGACGAUGAUUCAGAGCUCUCCGCCAGAUCCAGAGAAGAAAAGGGUACUGAUCUUGCCAGCCGUGAUUUUGAAGUCACCAAGGGUCUUACAGCUGAAAUCAAAGAAGCUGAAACUGUGGGAGCUGAUGGACCUAUAGAACAAAUAGAGCAGAAUUCCAGCACUGAACGACUUAGGAUGGAAACUGAUUCCACUCCAAUCAUUGUACCUGUGUCACCAAAUGAAAAACCUUGCAAAGUGACACCCUCGAAAAUGUCUGUUGGUGCCAAUGCAGAAACAAGAGAAGUCACCCCUUCAAAUGAACAAAUUACAUUAGAACCUGAGAUUCAGAAUGACCUUUGUCUAAAUAAUGAGGCUGUAGAGCUCAUAGAAGGAAAAUCUAGUGAUACUGCAGCCCCAGGAUACCCUGAGGAACAAGAGCAUUUGGGAAUGGAAAUUGCACCUCAAGGGCAAAUUAAAUCAGAUGAGGAAGUGGGUAAUGUUGUAACCAGUUUUGAGGUGGACAUAGUCGCACCUCCAGAAGGUAAAACAAGAGAAGAUGACACUCUUGUAAUUUCUGACUGCUCAGCAGCAACUACUCUAGCAGAACCUGAAGAACCAAGGGAUGGUGGCACAGGUUGCCUAGAUGGAGCUGAAGACCAAGCAGAUGGACAUGGGUUACAGGUUGAUUUUCCUUCUGAAUCUCAUGAUGCUAUAGUCGGGACUGAAGAGACAAGUAUGAUGAAAAUACCUACAGGAGAUGCUGCACAAUCAGUAUCGAUGGCUUCCUACCAAAAUACAAAGACAGCAGAGUCAUUUGAAGAACCAAAUGUGCAACAGUUCAAGCCACAGUUUCCACUUCAUGAAAGCCAAUGCCCACCUAUAGAUGAACAGCAUCAGGUUCAGAGUCCUAUCAGAGGAGAAGAUGACGAUAACAGCAAUGAGGAAGCAAACGUGGGAAAAGUGUCAGAGGAAGAACAGCAGCGAUGCAUAGUAAUACACAGUGUAGAUGAUUCACCAACCUCUUCUCCAGGAGAACUUGGCACUUCUGAUUCAUUAAGCGGCACCCUCAGUAAUCGGGCAGAAAACCUUACUCAUAGUCCAAAUGAAAGUACUGCUGUACAAGAUUUACCAACUCAAUCUCCUGUAGAUCUUGAUAUUGAUGUGAUGGCAGUGUCUACUGACUCUUUGAGCAGCACGGAUGUUCCCAAGCAAUUCAAGAGUCUCGGGUCACAAGAUGCAUCUCAGCCAAGUUCACCAGAUAUUCCUGGCUCAGACCAAGAAGAAAAUACAACCAAAGAAUCUUUAACAGACAGUACUAGCAAUGUUGUGACAGUUCUCGAUGAUGAAAGUUUGUCAAAUCCUGAUGAUAUCUGUCAUGAAAUACAAGAUGUGAGCAGUGAUGAUGAGGUAGAAACUGUACAAUUAUUAGGAAAACGUGACCCAGAUGUCGUUGCAAUUCUAGACACCAAGGAUGAUAAAUCUGCUUUACCACUAGACGUACCAGCUGAUACUCCCCAAGACUCUCCAGAAGACAUGGAAAAAGAGCCCCAGAUAGACAAGAGUGCUACUGAUGUUACCAUCCUAUCAACAGUUGAAAACGACUCAAAUAUAAUAGAAAUCAGUGAGCCAUGUAGUGAGACAGCUUCAGUUGGCAGUCUUAAAAGUUGUCUUACAUCAACUGUAAGUGAAGAAAAUCAUUUGCCUGAGGCACCUGCAGAACAGAAUAAUGAAGUUCCGGGGAAAAGGCCAUCUAUCAACAAAGAAAGCACUAAUGAGCCUAUCGCUACUGGUUGUGCAGCAGAACGUUCAUUUGAUGGUGACAUUAGCACAGCGGCUCCUGAUCAUGUUGAGCAUGGUGCAAGAUACUUAGAAGACAGUACUCCAGACAAGACAGGAGGACCACACGAUGCAGGUGAUUGGUCAGUAACUCCAGUUGAUGCUCAAUUAGAAUCAUCUGCGCCAUUUCCUGAAACCAAAGAAAUCAACAUUGUGAAUGAAGAGCGAAGCGUACUUGAAAAGCAAGAGCAAACAAGGAACUAUGAUGUUGAAGACAAAGUUGAAGCCGAAGAAGUCAGUCCAGAAUUUGAGAGAUUAACAGAAGAACUAAGAGUGCAAGGAGUUGGGGAGGAAGAUAUCCUGAGCAUCGUUGUGUCCCAAAAACAUCAAUCUCCUCAGGAAGUUUCAGAAAAUGCCAAUCCAGUGAUAUUUGCCAAGGAUGCCCCUCCAAGACGCCUCAGCUCAGACCCAGAGCACGAGUCAAUCUUCAAGGCACUUGCUACAUCACUAUCAAGUUCAGUGACAAGGAAAAACAACAAUAAUCGGGAGAGUCUUCGAAGACAGGAAAGAGAACCCAUUUUGUCUGCAUUUGCUUCUGAUCUUAAUUCAAGACAUCACAAGCAUACACUAGAAGAUGAAGAAGAGCCAGAGAAAGUUGAAAAGAUUGGGUCUCCUACCACAUCUAGAAACAUAUUUAAGAAACUUGACAACCCAAAAUUUGCCAAUGCUUUCAAGGCAUUCAUGGAAACAAAACAGGACUCCGCCAGAAAUGUAGUGGAUGAAUUGAUAGAUGGAGACUUAGUGAGGGAAGAGAAGAACGCUGGAGACAUAAAGAGGAGGAAAAGCAGCAGGCUUUCAAGUGCUGAUUCGACUUCUGCAGACAAAUUUCACAGUGUGUUACAGAAUGGAGAUGACUCGCAUAUAGCAAGUUCCUUCACGAACUCUGACCAGACCAAACGGAAAACACGUCACAGUUCAUCAGAUGUCCUGGAGAGUGAUGAUUCAUCUUCAAAACUAGAUGUCUUGGAUGUUGGUCACAGAGGAAGGAAGAAGUACCCCAUGCGAACUACUUCAUCUAGAUUGCUGAGGAUUGCUGACAGUGGGGAUCCGGACAACCAGGUGUUUUCAGGAGAAGAGGAUGUGGAGAGAAGUGAUGCUUGCCAUGAUCAACAAACACCGGAGGGACAAGAAGAUGAUAUAACUUCAUUGACAAGGAAGUCUAGUGAUACUUCCCAUGAUGGUAGAAGAAGACUUUCCUCUGAUGACAGUCUCAAAAGUCCAAGAUCAUUCUCACGAAAAAAGUCCCAUCAUGCCAGUCAGCACGAUGAGUUUGACGGUGACCAGGAGGAGAAGGAAAAUGAGGCUGUCAAAGGGAGAAGAGGUCGACCAAGAAAAUCCUUAGAUAUCAUAUGGAGUCCAGAAAAGGAAUGUGGAACACUGAAUCAUAUUGAGGCUGAAGAGCUUGAAGGGAGACCAAUGAGAACCAGAGGCCUGUCCAGGAAGUCAAGUUCAAGAAUGAAGGAAAUCAUAGCGGCAGAGCUUGAGGAUGAGGACGAUGGAGAUACAGAGGAAAUUGUACAAAAGAAGGGAAGAGGAAGAGGAAGAGGAAGGCCCAGAAAGUAUCCUGUAGCAGACCAAAUCCAGGUUGGUCAUAUCAGUGCAAGGGAAGGUGAAAAGCCAAGGGGUAGAGGGAGACCAAGGAAGUAUCCAUCUGUCAAUGAAGUUUCUAGGGACCAAAUUGAAGCCAGGAAACGGGGUAGAGAUAGCGCUUGUGCUGAUUUUGAAGUCCUUGAAAAGGGACAACAGGAAGAAGAGGGCAUGCCUAAAAGGAAACGAGGUCGACCAAGGCUCUCGGAUAAGCAACCAGAAAAGGAUCAAUUUGUUGACAGUGAGAAUGAAAAUGCUGGUGAUGAUAGCAAGAAGAGAAUGAGAGGUGAAUUAACGAGCACUUCUGAUGAGGAGCAUCAUGGCCCUGAGCAGGAUCAACCAAGACUGCGGACAAGAAGCUCAGCAAAAAGAUUAAAACCUGGAGAGGAGCCAGUAGAGGAUGGAGAGGAAACGUUGGACAGUAAACCAAGUGUUAGCUCCCGAAGUGAAGAGAGACAAGUCCAUCCACGGAAACAGUCUGUCGUUGCACGUAGUUUCCCAGGAGAAGAUGCUCAGUCAGGAACACAGAGUCCUUCUAAGAAGGGACUGUUGGCAGACAGCAGAGACUCAUCCAAGCAAACCAAUAUGUUGCCAAACAAUGAUGUAGUAAUGCAUGGUGAGGCUGCAAUAACUCCAAAGCUGAAUCAGAUGAAGCAAGUACAGGAAACGCCAGACACCUCCAGUGAGACCCCAAUGGCAGAGUCAUCCUCUUCGGAGAAACAGGUGAGAGUCACUGUGAAGAUAGAUCCAGUGACUGGUGCCAUUUCUGAAGCCUUUACCUACACAGAUGAUGAGUCAAUGGAAGUUGACAUGGGAUUGAAUGAUGAUCCACCACCACCACAGGCUCUUUCUGUUGAAGCUAACCCAACACAGCCUGCAUUGCCUUCCCAGACGCCAUGGAAUAUUUUGGGCAAAUCCACACAAGGGGCAUCUGACCUGAAUAGCAGUAACCAGCUAAAGGGUCGUAACAUCUACCACGUGCAGUCCAACAUUGGAAGCAAGAAGGUGAUCAUUGGCAAAGAUGUCACUACAAAUCAAGUCAUUUAUUCCAACGGGCCGACAAGUGUUAGGAAUCCUACUGGGGGACCAAGGAUUCGGGGGCCUAGUAUGAUCCGGUAUCCAGGAUUGCUCCCUAAUAAUACCAGGCAAGCAAGGACCAGAGGACCUUUCUCCAGAAAUAGUUCAGUUGUAUGGCAGGGAAAUACCGCCGCCUUGAAACCUGGUGUCAAUGCCAAGAUUCUUAAAACUCCAGUUGCUACACAACAAGCUAUUACUAGUAUACAAGGCACAAUCCCUCAGAAGAUGCAAGUUGGUGUAUCAAGUGUAGCUGCACAGUCUAUUGCUCUGACAGGACAACCAAUAUCCAACCUACUCCCAAACACCGUUCCUGGCAUACUUUCAUCUCAGGGAAUGUCUUCCGCCAUGAACCUUCCACAGGGUUUCCAAUCCUUGCCCCAGGCUGCUCUAGUAGCUACUUCCAUUGUCACUACUGUCGGUUCUCCUGAUGUUCUGUCCGUCGUCACCACCACGGCCAAUACCAAUACUUUGACGAGCUCCGCUCAAGAACAGUAUCUAUCUAUCCUUCAGAGGUCAUACCAGGUGUCUCAAAUCCAGCAGGUCAACGCUUUAGCAGGAAUCAUGCCGCAGACUUACCCUCAGCCCGGUCUUCUCCAAAACUUUGGCGUUCCGCAGAUAGGUGUUGCCAGUCCAGAGGUCGCACCGUUCAUCAAUCAGACGUAUCCUACCCUCAUGGCAUCGUCAACCCUCCAAACCCUGCAGACCCUCAUUCAGCAGGCUGGAGUCCAAUCAUCCAUGGGGCAGGUGACACCAGGUGUACAGCCACUCACACCAAGCCCUACACCUGUAAUUCCAGUAAACCCCCUCUUACCAACCACCCCAAUGGACACCUCCCUCUCUGGCUUUAUAUCUUCACUUUCCCCACCUUUUCAGCAACAGCCUGGCAUUGUUCCGCUCACUAGUUACACUGAUGCAAUGUCUCCGUUCCACAGAGAACACAUGUACGCAAGGCAGAAGUCUGGUGGAUCUAACAAGAGGCGCAAGUCCCCUCACCAAGUCAAGGUCUGGUUUGACUCCUACGGCAGUUUGAAGAACGAAGAUGAUGAGAACCAGGAGGAGACUUCCAACGAGGUCCCUAGUCCUUCUCCCGUCAAGACACCGGUAGUCAGAAUGAAGAAUCCGUCCAACGUGCCGAGAGCUCGUGUCAAGAACCCUACCUUUGGCAUGGAGGAGACCCGAAGCAACAAGUCUUUGAUCAAAGUGAGCAAGAAGAAAGUCAAAGGUUCUGAUGGUUCAUCUAGUUGGAAUUCCAAUGCCAGUUUUGAUCCAUUCGCUGGCCUGUCAACAGACGAUGCAUUCUUUGCUGCCAUGCCAAACCUGGGUCAGUCUGAUCACCAUGACGACAGUCCCUCCCUGCUGCUCACCCUGAUGGAGCAGGAGAAGAAGCGUGGCCCAAGCACCACGCCCCGUAGGCCGUCCAACCGACCCCAUCUCAUGUUUGAGAUCAGGAGUGAUGAUGGGUUUGAGACGAGGGCAGAGACGGUUGAGGAGGCGUGGGGGCGGGUCGUAGAGAGGGCUGGGGAGCUCCGCACCAACACCAGGAGAAAGCAUUUGUCUUUCGAUGGUGUGAAGGGGCUGAAGAUGCUUGGUAUCAAUCAUGAGGCAAUCAUCUUCCUCAUGGAGCAGCUCUACGGAGCAGGCAACUGCCAAAAAUACAAGUUCAAGUUCCACAAGCAUGAGGAGACGGCUGAAGAUGAUGAACCUCCGGUUAACCCACAUGGAUGCGCCAGGGCAGAGGUCUCCAAGCGAACUUCGACCUUUGACAUCUUCAACUUCCUGGCUUCCCAUCAUCGUAACCGACCAAUCUUCAAUGAGUUUGAACAGCAAGAUGAGACGUCUGAUAUACAACAUAAAUCAUCAAGGAGAGCAACAAGUCUUCAAGAUCUGCCUAUGGCUAUGAGGUUCAGACAUCUCAAACAAACAGCUAAGGAAGCUGUCGGUGUAUACAGAUCUGGUAUCCAUGGGCGUGGUCUGUUUUGCCGCCGCCUCAUCGAGGCCGGUGAGAUGGUGAUUGAGUACAGCGGGAUCGUCAUCAGAUCUAUUCUCACGGACAAGAGGGAGAAAUAUUAUGAGAGCAAGGGUAUUGGAUGCUACAUGUUCCGUAUUGAUGAUUUUGAUGUUGUUGAUGCCACCACCAGCGGCAAUGCUGCUCGCUUCAUCAACCAUUCAUGUGACUCUAACUGCUUCUCCCGUGUGAUUGAGGUCGGAGGCCAGAAACACAUCAUCAUCUUUGCCAGCCGACGCAUCGCGAAGGGAGAGGAGCUCACCUACGACUACAAAUUCCCCAUUGAGGAUGUUAAGAUCCCUUGCAACUGUGGGUCCAGGAAGUGCCGCAAGUACCUCAACUAGGGGAACCAACCCUGUUUGAGAAGCCAAGUGAAGCAGAGUUGUCUCUUUCAGAAAUCGAGCUCUGCUACAGCGAAGGGAGAGGAGCUCACCUAUGACAACGAAUUCCCUGUCGAGAAUGUCAAGAUCCCUUGCAACUGUGGGUCCAGGAAAUGCUGCAAGUAUCUCUACUAGAGGAACCAACCCUGUUGGAGAAGCCACGUGAAGCCAAGUUGUCUCUUUCCGCUACAGCUGUGGCUAUGGACAAUACCGCCAAGGACCUCAACUAGCAGGACUUUCAAUUGGGCAGAACAAGUCCUUCAGAGAGAUCCCCUGCAACUUUGGCUCCAGGAAGUUCCCAAGUUCCUGAAGUAGGCCGCCUUCAACUGUGGGAAGCCUCAGAGUGGUCCAGGUCCCCUGCACCGAUGGCUCCAGGAAGUUCCUGAAGUAGGCCGACUUCAACUGUGGGAAGCCUUGGAGUGGUCCCGGUCCCCUGCAGCUGUGGCUACAGAAACUGCCACAGAUUUCUCCUUUAGGCUACCUACAGCCAUUCCUACAUCAACAGAGAUGGCGAUGAACUUGAUGAGGAAGUUAUGUAAUUUUACUGCAGUGAAUAACUAAUUUUGACCUAUAUUGGACGUAACUUCCGACAUGAACCAACUUGAAAUUGUUUUGAUGGAGACGAAAGAAGAAAGAAGGUUUUGACUAGAUUCAUAUGAGCUUCAUCACGUGGCAACAGUUCUUGCAACUCGUAGUCAAGGAGAAAGAAAGCUCCUUUGAAGUCCAAAGUGUUGGAGCCAAGCCCUACAUACUGCAUAUCUGAUUGACAAUCUUGCCUGAUUCUGAUAAUCGUACCUGAUAUUGACAAGAUCGCAACUUGAGUGUACUAAUUCUCCUGGAAUUGACACCCGAACUCAUACUAUGAAUUGCUCUCCAAAGCUUUGGCUUGAGUUAAGUCACGUUUCCAAGGAGAACAUCAUACAUGCCAAACUUAGUCUACUUUCAUUAAAUAUUACACCAGACGGCUUACAUCUAUUUUGUUUUGAAGAUGAAUGCAUUAGGAACCCAUGAUGUAUCAGGUCACCACCUCCCCUCGGCAAACUUGUAUAUCUUGCGACCUUUGACCUGAAGGUCACUCAGAAGACACAAACUCUCAGGACGACGUUAAAAUGAAAUGUACAGUGCUCAUAGAUAUUAUUGUUCACUUAUUGAUUUUUUUUUAGCAAUAAAGAUGUGAUGUUUUUGAAAAGCAUUUCUAGCAGAGUUCUACAAGAGUUUAUGGAAGUACUAUGUGCUAGAUGUUUAUACCUCAGUGCUUGUGUUGUUGUUGUUGUCUAUGCAGCUUGUUAAUCAUUUAGUGCAGUGUUUGUAUAGUUUAUGUGUAGAUGUUUGAAAUUGAAACAUGAUUAUUUAUUUGCUGUUAAGUUGUUUGCAAUUGUAACCCUCAAACAGAAAACUCUUAGAAGCAUACCGGUAAUUAAAGCAGCACAGGUUUCACGUUACAUUACACGUUACUUUACAGGUUACAAAACAGGUUUUACGUUACAAGACAUUACAUACAGUUUUACUAGACAUGAUUUUAUGCUCCACACAUCUUUAUGUUCCCUAUUAGAUUUGGUUAGAUCAGAAUGGGAGAUUUUAUCGUACACAAUGGACUGAUAAAUGAUAUCUUUAGCAAAGGAAUAGUCACCUACCUGCGUUCUUACUUGUGAUAUCACUUGUACACUUCUUACAGUACAUGCGUCAUCUUUUGCAUGAGGCAAGAUUAAUUUUUGAAAGUCAUUUUUGCUGAAAAAAAACGAGGUGUUAUAAUGUUCCAAUUUAUUUCACAUUAAUUCUGAUGGUAUUUUUUAGCACUCCGCCUUACUAUUGUCGUAUUUUUUUUUGUCAUUCUUUAUUUAACAAAAAAAAUUGUUCUCACACUGAAUGGAUAUUGUUUAGAGAACUUGGUUGAAGUGAUUUGUGUUUGUUUGGUCAUUCUGAAGCAUAGUGAAAGGGUCAAAUUACCUUUCUGAAAAGUUAUUUGAUUGCUGUAGUUAGAUAAGAAAUAAAAUUUAGAUUGAUUGUGUUACAAGAAAUAUAUUUCAACUCCCUGUAUAUUUAUUUUUGGCUAAGGGAAACUCAGAGUGAAAAGGUAAAGGUAACUCAUGAAUUUGAUUUUUUUUAAAUUGUUAUUAUAAUACCUGUACAUAUUCCUGGGUGUCUUUGCUUAUAUUUGAAAAGUGUUUCAUUUUCAAAACAUUCCUACCAGACUAGGAUUCAGUAUUAGUCUGUUGCUGCAGUAGAGGCAUUUUUGUUUGUCUGCGUAAUUGUUUCCUUAUUUAAAUCAUUUUCUGAAUUUGGGCCCGCCUGAUAUGUGUAUUAAGGCGGUCACUACCUUUUUACAUCGCCUAAACGUUUUGUGUGCGUGUUUAUAAAAAGAUUUCGCCAAAGUUUCAUGCCGUGAAAUAAUUUAAAUCACCGCAAACACCACACAAACUCUGACAAAUCACUCACAAAUACAUUAAGCAUCGCUGUCAUUUAUGAUUCACUAAGUUCUGGUUUUACUAGAGAGAUUAUUAUCUGAUCAUUAUUAUAGUUGUUAUUUCUACUGCUAUUAUUAUUAUUGCCCUUUGGGAAAUCGUGCAAUUCCCAAAUUAUUUAUGUUGCAGCAUUACCAAUGAUGUUUUCUAUGUAUUGGGCAUAAGAUGAUACCUUACUUUUCUCUAAUGUUAAAAACCAAAAAUCACGGAUCAUUUCAGAAUUUGGGGCACAAAGUGGCAGGGAGAAAGCAUGCACAAAUAUUUAAAUGCUGUAACUUGUACACAUAUAGCUCAGUCAAUCUGAUAUUUGAAAACCCUUAGAAUCCAGCAUCCUUGAAAUUGAUUCUUUACUUUAGCUUGUAUUCAAUCGUAGUCAUUCUAAAAAAUUGCCAAAUCUAGUUGUUUGUUUUUCGACAGACUAUUUAAAAAAAUUCAUGUCUUGUAAGUAUCUUUGAUGAAUUUUGAAAGUUGAAGUGAAUUUCAGCUUUAUUUUUGUAUUCCUAGUUUUUCUAUUUAGCGCUUCCUCAAAACCUGAUAAAAUAAUGAUAUCAUAAGUGUUCAUUUGUGAUUUAUUAUUUAUUUUUUUGAAGUGCAUUUUUGUAUCUGUUGAUAUCAUGAUAUAUCAGGAAACAAGGAGUUAUUCCCAUUGUUUGUUUCCUUGUUUGUUACAAAUGUUUACAUCAGUUGUCAAUGCAAAUAAAAGUACUUUUUUAAGUUUAGUAGAUACUAAUUUUCAUAUUACUUAUCUGCAUUGCCAAGAUGAGAAAAUAACUCAAAUUUGAUAUGUUAGUGGGUGGUAAAACCGCAGUCCUGUAAAUACCGUCUAUUUGAAUUCAUUUGGAUUUACUGUGUAUGUUCAGAAUCUCUCCACUUUUUCUUGUUGUUUUUUUUUUGUUUUGUUUUUUAACAGAUCCUUGGUGUAAAUGUUUUUUUUUCUUUUUACUUUUUGUUUGUUUGAAUUUGUACUUUUGUGUGUACUUCUUCAAAUAGGAAUAUAUAUUCAAACAAGUUAUGAUCAUAUUUAUUCAUAUUCUGAGGAAAAUUAAAAGGUUGAUAGUGUUUUUGAACAAUAAACUGUUUACUUGUGCAA
Molecule: messenger RNA, 14637 nt
Organism: Strongylocentrotus purpuratus (purple sea urchin)
Lineage: Eukaryota; Metazoa; Echinodermata; Echinoidea; Camarodonta; Strongylocentrotidae
Exons: 18
Coding region: 1-11049 (3682 amino acids)
Biological process (GO): positive regulation of DNA-templated transcription
Cellular component (GO): histone methyltransferase complex; nucleus
Molecular function (GO): histone H3K4 methyltransferase activity; DNA binding; protein binding
Source: RefSeq, a predicted model, not a curated record